AUGUGCUGCUCGCUGUUGGCUGAAGAUGAGACAGGGACUGAGAAUGGGCAGCAACAAUCAAUGAGGACUGUGGAGGGCAGGUACAAAUGUCUAGUGUGCAAGAGGGGUGGGGGAACCUCGCGGGACUCUACAGCAGGCAGGGUGGGGCUAGCAGCACGGUGGGCUUCUGUAGGAGAUUGCGCAGGUGUCCAGUGGGGUUGCACUUGUGCAAAGGGCGGGCGGGCAGCGAGGCGGGAACCGGAAAGGACGGGCGGGCAGCGAGGCGGGAACCGGAAAGGGCGGGCGGGCGUCGAGGCGGGAACCGGAAAGGGCGGGCGGGCGUCGAGGCGGGAACCGGAAAGGGCGGGCGGGCGUCGAGGCGGGAACCUGAAAGGGCGGGCGGGCGUCGAGGCGGGAACCGGAAAGGGCGGGCGGGCGUCGAGGCGGGAACCGGAAAGGGCGGGCGGGCGUCGAGGCGGGAACCGGAAAGGGCGGGCGGGCGUCGAGACGGGAACCGGAAAGGACGGGCGGGCGUCGAGGCGGGAACCGGAAAGGACGGGCGGGCGUCGAGGCGGGAACCGGAAAGGACGGGCGGGCGUCGAGGCGGGAACCGGAAAGGACGGGCGGGCAGCGAGGCGGGAACCGGAAAGGACGGGCGGGCAGCGAGGCGGGAACCGGAAAGGACGGGCGGGCAGCGAGGCGGGAACCGGAAAGGACGGGCGGGCAGCGAGGCGGGAACCGGAAAGGACGGGCGGGCAGCGAGGCGGGAACCGGAAAGGACGGGCGGGCAGCGAGGCGGGAACCGGAAAGGACGGGCGGGCAGCGAGGCGGGAACCGGAAAGGACGGGCGGGCAGCGAGGCGGGAACCGGAAAGGACGGGCGGGCAGCGAGGCGGGAACCGGAAAGGACGGGCGGGCAGCGAGGCGGGAACCGGAAAGGACGGGCGGGCAGCGAGGCGGGAACCGGAAAGGACGGGCGGGCAGCGAGGCGGGAACCGGAAAGGACGGGCGGGCAGCGAGGCGGGAACCGGAAAGGACGGGCGGGCAGCGAGGCGGGAACCGGAAAGGACGGGCGGGCAGCGAGGCGGGAACCGGAAAGGACGGGCGGGCAGCGAGGCGGGAACCGGAAAGGACGGGCGGGCAGCGAGGCGGGAACCGGAAAGGACGGGCGGGCAGCGAGGCGGGAACCGGAAAGGACGGGCGGGCAGCGAGGCGGGAACCGGAAAGGACGGGCAGGCAGCGAGGCGGGAACCGGAAAGGACGGGCGGGCAGCGAGGCGGGAACCGGAAAGGACGGGCGGGCAGCGAGGCGGGAACCGGAAAGGACGGGCGGGCAGCGAGGCGGGAACCGGAAAGGACGGGCGGGCAGCGAGGCGGGAACCGGAAAGGACGGGCGGGCAGCGAGGCGGGAACCGGAAAGGACGGGCGAACAGCGAGGCGGGAACCGGAAAGGACGGGCGGGCAGCGAGGCGGGAACCGGAAAGGACGGGCGGGCAGCGAGGCGGGAACCGGAAAGGACGGGCGGGCAGCGAGGCGGGAACCGGAAAGGACGGGCGGGCAGCGAGGCGGGAACCGGAAAGGACGGGCGGGCAGCGAGGCGGGAACCGGAAAGGACGGGCGGGCAGCGAGGCGGGAACCGGAAAGGACGGGCGGGCAGCGAGGCGGGAACCGGAAAGGACGGGCGGGCAGCGAGGCGGGAACCGGAAAGGACGGGCGGGCAGCGAGGCGGGAACCGGAAAGGACGGGCGGGCAGCGAGGCGGGAACCGGAAAGGACGGGCGGGCAGCGAGGCGGGAACCGGAAAGGACGGGCGGGCAGCGAGGCGGGAACCGGAAAGGACGGGCGGGCAGCGAGGCGGGAACCGGAAAGGACGGGCGGGCAGCGAGGCGGGAACCGGAAAGGACGGGCGGGCAGCGAGGCGGGAACCGGAAAGGACGGGCGGGCAGCGAGGCGGGAACCGGAAAGGACGGGCGGGCAGCGAGGCGGGAACCGGAAAGGACGGGCGGGCAGCGAGGCGGGAACCGGAAAGGACGGGCGGGCAGCGAGGCGGGAACCGGAAAGGACGGGCGGGCAGCGAGGCGGGAACCGGAAAGGACGGGCGGGCAGCGAGGCGGGAACCGGAAAGGACGGGCGGGCAGCGAGGCGGGAACCGGAAAGGACGGGCGGGCAGCGAGGCGGGAACCGGAAAGGACGGGCGGGCAGCGAGGCGGGAACCGGAAAGGACGGGCAGGCAGCGAGGCGGGAACCGGAAAGGACGGGCGGGCAGCGAGGCGGGAACCGGAAAGGACGGGCGGGCAGCGAGGCGGGAACCGGAAAGGACGGGCGGGCAGCGAGGCGGGAACCGGAAAGGACGGGCGGGCAGCGAGGCGGGAACCGGAAAGGACGGGCGGGCAGCGAGGCGGGAACCGGAAAGGACGGGCGGGCAGCGAGGCGGGAACCGGAAAGGACGGGCGAACAGCGAGGCGGGAACCGGAAAGGACGGGCGGGCAGCGAGGCGGGAACCGGAAAGGACGGGCGGGCAGCGAGGCGGGAACCGGAAAGGACGGGCGGGCAGCGAGGCGGGAACCGGAAAGGACGGGCGGGCAGCGAGGCGGGAACCGGAAAGGACGGGCGGGCAGCGAGGCGGGAACCGGAAAGGACGGGCGGGCAGCGAGGCGGGAACCGUAA
Schistocerca cancellata (South American locust) is the source of this 2643-nucleotide messenger RNA. RefSeq lists its product as uncharacterized. Bases 1 to 2643 code for a protein of 880 amino acids. The transcript has a single exon. Lineage: Eukaryota; Metazoa; Arthropoda; Insecta; Orthoptera; Acrididae. The record is from RefSeq and is a predicted model, not a curated record.